Lactuca virosa is the source of this 1566-nucleotide messenger RNA. The record is from the annotation of a GenBank genome assembly. Lineage: Eukaryota; Viridiplantae; Streptophyta; Magnoliopsida; Asterales; Asteraceae.
AUGGAAUGUAUUUCUUCGCAUAUCCCACAUGUGAUCCCGCUAUUGUUUCAGCUUUCAUGCCUUGAGACUCCAUGGUUUGAAUCACUCGUUAAGAAAGGAGACAUCUUUAUACCACCAAUCAUCACCGAAUGUUUGUGCCGGAGGUGGCGUUCUCUCAGUUUUUCCGGCUACGUUACUGUCCACAAGAAAAAUGGUCGAGCCCUUUUCUACUGGUUGACUGAAGCCGCAACUCACAAUCCAGACCAGAAGCCUCUUCUUCUUUGGCUCAAUGGAGGACCAGGUUGCUCAUCAAUAGCAUAUGGAGCAUCAGAAGAAAUUGGACCUUUCAGAAUUAACAAGACUCUCUCUUCUCUGUACCUCAAUAAAUACUCAUGGAACAAAGAGGCAAAUAUUCUCUUUCUUGAAUCUCCCGCGGGUGUCGGUUUUUCAUACACAAACACUAGCUCUGAUCUCAAAGACACUGGCGACAAAAGAACUGCAAGGGAUGCACUAAUAUUCCUCAAAAGAUGGAUGUCAAGAUUUCCACAAUACAAGCAGAGGGAUUUCUACAUAUCUGGGGAAAGUUAUGCAGGUCAUUAUGUUCCUCAAUUAGCCAAGAAAAUCCAUGUUUACAACAAGAAUCAUCCCAAUCCAUUCAUCAACCUAAAAGGAUUCAUAGUUGGAAAUGCAGUGACAGAUAACAAGUAUGAUAAUAUCGGGACAGUAGAAUAUUGGUGGAGUCAUUCGAUUAUAUCAGACACAACUUACAAAUCGAUCAAGAGUUCUUGCACAUUCUCAUCACAAAACUACACUGAAAAAUGCGAUGAUGCAAUCAAUUAUGCAUGGAAUCAUGAGUUUGGAGAGAUCGAUCAGUACAGCAUUUACACACCUUCUUGCAACAUAUCAUCACGUAAUGCAACUUCUACAAGGCUCAAGAACAGUCUUGUACGUAGAAGAGCUUCAAGCUAUGAUCCAUGCAUCGAGAAAAAUGCUGAAAAGUAUUAUAAUCGGCCUGAUGUACAACAAGCAAUGCAUGCAAAUUACACGGGGAUUCCAUAUAAGUGGACUGCUUGCAGUGAUGAACUUCUAUUAAACUGGAAGGAUUCUGAGUUUUCGAUGCUAUCAACUUACAGGAAGUUAAUCGCAGCUGGUUAUCGAAUUUGGAUGUUUAGUGGUGACACCGAUUCUGUUGUGCCAGUUACUGCAACCAGGUUUUCACUCAGCCAUCUCAAUCUUACGGUUAAAACUCAGUGGUACCCAUGGUAUUUAAACGGACAGGUGGGUGGAUGGACAGAAGUAUAUGAUGGAUUAACAUUUGCGACAGUUAGGGCAGCUGGUCACGAAGUCCCUUUGUUGCAGCCUCAAAGAGGGUUUCUUCUCUUCGAAUCGUUCUUGGCUGGCAAAAAUUUACCAAGAUCAUGAGAAUUAGUUAGAAAGUUGAAGAAAUGAUCAACCUAGAGAGAAUUUGUGGGUUGGUAAUUAAGUAUACGCAUUAUUGAUUCAGAUGAAUUUGAUACGGAAAUUCUUGUGUUGAUAAGAUUUAUUGACCCUUCUGUUAUUAAUUACAUCAUUAUUUAUUAUUCCGGG